AUAUAAUAUUCAGUAUUGAUAUAGUGCAGAAGAAUAUAUCUUUGAACAUACUUUACAUGUGUGCACUGUAUUAUAAUAAGAAAUUUUGAAAUGCUUUGUGUCCAUUCCAAAAAGCUUACAUUUAACAAUACCUAUGUACAGGUAAUUUUCUGUCGCGGCAACUUCAGUAAGGACAUCCUUAUUUCGAGUUGAGCUUCAAUUCAAAACGAAGAAAACAAGGUGGCAUAUUGUAUGAUUUUGUACACGUGAUUACAUUUCGUAUGUAGGUAUUUUCAUACCUAUUGAACAUUAUAUUUCAGUGAUACAAAAAUAAGAAAGAAAAUCAUUAGAAAAAUAAAAGUUAACUAAAGAGCUACAAAUAUGGUAGAUGUACUUUUUAUGCGUCUUCAUGAAGUUUAUGAAAAAUGGGAUAGCAAGACGGAUAUAAGAAGAAAUAGCGGAACAACAACAGCAAGCGGAACUCCGUCUCCAUUUUCUGCAGGCGAUCUUCGACGUGCAGGACGAGAGUAUCAAAGGAGACGUGAUUUUGAAUGGAGAAAUGAAACAGGAUAUACGAGGUUGUACGAUGCUAAGCUAGAUAAAGAUUCGAGCAUUUAUUACAAAAGUAUAAAUUUGUUCGUACAACCUUAUUGCAGUAGUUGUAUACAACCAUCUGAGAAUUCUCCAUAUAGAAAAGAAAGCAAUGAACAACCAUACGGCGUGAAUAUGUUGACGGUAGAUUCUGGUCCUGGAUUGUUUUCUAAAUUUUUUUGUCAUUUCUUUUAUAUUUACGGAUUGAAGACAUAUUAUUAUCCAAGAUUAACAGAGACAGUAUUGAAUGAUGAGAAAUUAAAUGAAAUCUUCAAAAUAGCCGCUUGGGAAAUAGCUAAUAAUGAUGGCUUUAAUGAAAAGCAGGCCAUGACGAAUGUUAAAGAUAGAGCUAAAACAAUACUUUUACAGAUGGAAAGUAGAAUUAGUAAUACGCUACUUAAAAUUACUGCGUGGAUUCUUUACAAAUUAUUACCUUGUUUCUUACGAUCAGCUAUUAUUUUUCCACCACAAAUAGAAGUAUUGAAAAAGGCUAGCGAUACUGGUUUGCCUUUAAUUUUUUUACCUCUACAUCGUAGUCAUUUGGAUUAUGUUAUGAUAAGUUUUAUUCUUCUUAUGCAUAAUAUCAGAAAUCCAUUGAUAGCUGCUGGUGAUAAUUUAAGAAUUCCUUUUUUUGGGUGGCUUCUUAGAGGUUUAGGUGCUUUCUUUAUAAAACGCCGUAUUGACCCAUCUGCAGGUCAUAAAGAUAUUCUUUAUCGUGCUGUUCUUCAUACAUAUAUUAUAGAAAGUCUUCGAGCUGGUCAUAAUAUAGAAUUCUUCGUGGAGGGUGGUAGAACAAGAACUGGUAAACCAUGUAUGCCAAAAGGUGGCAUCCUAAGUGUGAUUGUCGACGCCUAUAUGGAUGGUAUAAUUGAUGAUGCUUUAAUAGUACCAAUUGCAAUGAACUAUGAACGUCUAGUAGAUGGAAAUUUUGUGAGAGAACAAUUAGGACAACCCAAAAAAAUGGAAACAUUUGGAUCAACAAUGAAAGCUAUAUGGUCUACAUUAAUGGGAAAUUACGGCAUUGUCAAAAUUAAUUUUUGUGAACCAUUUUCACUUAGUAAAAUGUUGAAGUCAUUUCAGAAAAGCCAAAACAAUGUAAAACAUCAAAUGGGAAAAAAGAUUCUCAAGCACACAAUGUCCAAUUCAUCUUUAUAUGGGACUGAUUUCGUAGCAGAAGAACAUCGUCAAUUAGUUGAUAACAUUGCGCGUCAUGUUGUAUAUGAUUGCUUUAAAUCUACUCCUAUUAUGUCAACAAAUAUUGUUGCUCUCUUACUCUUAAAUAAAUUCAGAGAUGGAUGUACAUUAGACGAAUUGGUGAAAUCAUUUGAUGUAGUCAAACAAAAUUUUAUAUACAAAAACGUUGAUAUGGCAUUUUCUGGCAAAACCAUUGACAUUAUAAAUCAUGCAUUGGAUAUCUUGGGCCCAGAAUUAGUUAAGCAACAACAAGAAGAAAUAACAGAAACUGUGGAGGGACAGCUUAUCAAAUCAAAUGUCAUUGUAAUUCGUCCCGUAUCGAUAUUACCAAAUUUAAUUGAAUUAUCAUAUUACAGCAAUUCUAUGAUAUCUUAUUACAUUAUGGAUAGUGUUGCAGUAACAGCUUUGUAUGCUGGAUUAAAGUCUGUAAAAAAAGAUCCAAUGACACUUUCUAAAGAGGAUAUAAUUAGUAUUUCCGAAGAUGCUUUUAUUAAAAAAAUACUUAAACUUUGUGAUAUAUUAAGAUAUGAAUUUAUUUUUUGCAAACCUUGUGACACACUUGAUAACGUCGCUACAAAUACUAUACGACAUCUUUCAUCGAUAUUUGUUUCAGAGGAAGUUCGUACGUCGGAACAAUUAUGGACCAGAAAUUUUAUAAGACAUACUCAUUUAUUUUCAAAUGAUGGUUAUUCAGGAAGAUAUACAUACACACUUAAAAUAAAUCCGACUAGCAUUAAUAUAAUGGAAUUUUUACAUACAAUGUUACGUCCAUUAAUUGAUACAUAUACAUUGAGUGCGUAUACUUUGAGAAAAUUAGUGAGAAGAUCUUUAUCUGAAAAGGUUUUGCUUCAUGAAGUUUUAAAUGAAAUAAAAACGAAUUUGGAUAAUGGCAUCAUUAAUUACGGUGAAAGUUUAUGUGUUGAUCCUAUUAAGAAUUCUUUUAAACUUUUUGAAAAGUUGAAUAUCUUAGAAUGUGUUCCUCAAGGAAAUGUUAAAAUAUUUUAUUUAAAAGUAGACUAUGAUACAGAUGUAGCUAUAGAAAACUUUUAUCAAGAUAUAGCAGCAUUUAAGUGGACCAGAAGUACAGAAUGAUGAUUUCUUUUCAUAUUACCAAGAUAAAAUUAUAUAAAAUAUUGUAUAUAGUUUUUCUAAGGUGUGAAGUAUAUUUUGUAAGACUUUUUAAAUGAUAUUCUGUAAAUUUAUAAAAAAGAUGUCAAAAAUCCUCCAUGACGAUAUAUAUAUAAAGUUGAUAGUUCGUACUUUCUUAUUGAAAUAUGUUUGUACAGUUUACAAGGUUUACUGUGUGAAGCUUAUAUGAUAUAUUAUGUGUAUAUACAUAUACAUAUAUAUAUAUAUAUAUAUAUAUAUAUAUAUAUAUAUAUACAUGCUCGCACGCACACACAUAUACAUGAGCUUUCAACUGUAUCAUAGCAAAUGCGUGUCAAACUCAUAAUAUAAUAUUACAAUAUGUUUUACUGAAUAUCAAUUUAUAAUUACUCCAUUGAUAAAAAUACUAUUAUUUUAUUUUGUUUAAACCUCAUUCAGAUUUAUUUUUUAUGAAUAAAAUAACAAACAAAAUAAAUCAAAAAAGACGAAUAAAAUUAAAAUAUAAAUAAUGAAAAUAAAGAAAAAUUAGUUCUAAUAAAAAUAUUAAAAUUUGAUAGCUGAUGCCAUUGGAUAACUUCGUCUUAAACCCAGACACUUUUCUCUAUCUAUGAACAACGCAUCUAUUUUAGAUUUUAAAUCUAUUUCUAAAUUUGCUCUCGUAGACAAUAAUUGCUGAUGUUGAGCUUCAAAAGUUUGUAAUUUUAAAUUCAUAUCGUGUAUCAUUACAUUUAUUGUUUCUACUUCUUUGAUCAUUCUGUAAAAAUGAUAUAAAACAAAAUGAUGAAAUAUUUAGAAUAUAAAAUAAGUCAAAAACUAUAUUUCAUAGUUACAAUAACAAACCUUAAUUGAGCAUAGUCUUUACAUGAUUCAGCUUCAGGUCUGUGUGAUCUGGCUUCAAGACGUGUAUGUGCAACUUUUAAAGCAUUACUUUUAUCUGUAAUUGCUUUCUGCAUCAAUUGUAGAUUUUUUUCAAUAUAGAAAAGCUCUUCUUGAAUCUAUAUUACAUAAACAUAUAUAUUUUAUUAAUUAUUAUAAAAAUAAAAUAAAACAUUUCAUAUAUAAAAGUA
Vespa velutina is the source of this 3938-nucleotide messenger RNA. It is a transcript of the gene mino, whose product is annotated as glycerol-3-phosphate acyltransferase 1, mitochondrial. The transcript has 14 exons. Gene Ontology annotation, cellular component: mitochondrial membrane. Bases 361 to 2856 code for a protein of 831 amino acids. The record is from RefSeq and is a predicted model, not a curated record. NCBI's taxonomy places the organism in Eukaryota, Metazoa, Arthropoda, Insecta, Hymenoptera, Vespidae.